Zingiber officinale is the source of this 1032-nucleotide messenger RNA. Its product is annotated as osmotin-like protein. NCBI's taxonomy places the organism in Eukaryota, Viridiplantae, Streptophyta, Magnoliopsida, Zingiberales, Zingiberaceae. The transcript has a single exon. The record is from RefSeq and is a predicted model, not a curated record. Gene Ontology annotation, cellular component: extracellular region. Gene Ontology annotation, biological process: defense response. Bases 52 to 828 code for a protein of 258 amino acids.
CUAUAAAUCCUUUCGGUUUGCUUCUUUUAGCUGCACUGCGAGCUGUCUGCCAUGGCUUUUUCCGCCUCCUCUUUUGCGAUGCUCUUAUCUAUUUUGUUCUUGUCGGUCUUCUUCGUGGCGAAGCAGUCGACGGCGCAGUUCCCGCCGAUGGACUUGACGGUUGUGAACAACUGCCCCUUCCCGCUGUGGCCGGCCAUCCAGCCUAACUCCGGAAGCGAUGUCCUUGAGGGCGGCGGCUUCUUCCUCCCCUCCCUUUCUCACCGCACCUUUCCCGCGCCGACCCGCCCCUGGUCUGGUCGCAUCUGGGCCCGUACUAGCUGCGUCGGCGGCGCCGACGGCCGCCUCUCUUGCGCCACGGGCGACUGCGGCGGCCGCUUCUCGUGCGGCGGCCUCGGCGGCGCGGGCCCCACCAGCCUCGCGCAAAUCACGCUCCACCACGGCGGCGGGCGCGACCUGACGUCCUACGGCGUCAGCCUCGUCGACGGGUUCAACGUGGCGAUGACGGUGACGCCGCACGAGGGGAAGGGGCGGUGCCCGGUGGUGGGCUGCCGAGUCGACCUUCUAGCGACGUGCCCAGCGGUACUGCAGGUGAGGGCCCCCGCCGGCGGCGGAGGCGUGGUGGGGUGCAAGAGCGGCUGCGCGGCGUUCGGCACCGACGAGCUCUGCUGCCGGAACCAAUUCAACAGCCCGAACACCUGCCGGCCGAACACCUUCUCGGAGUUCUUCAAGCGCGCGUGCCCGGCCACCUUCACCUACGCCCACGACAGCCCGUCGCUGACCCACGAGUGCGCCGCCCCGCGCGAACUCAAGGUCAUCUUCUGCCAUUGAUGAGCGGUCGACUCGCCGGGGAUGAAUAAGAAGUUAAUUAGUAGACGCUGUUGUUUAAUCUGCUAUUACUGGAAUAAUUAUUAGAUUAAUCAGCGAUUAGCGUAAGACUGUUGUCGUUGUGGCCUUUGGUUUUGGUUUCUGUUCUAUAAUGAAUUGGUCUCGUUGCUAGCUAGCUAGCUAAUGAAUUGGUUUACGUGCUUUAAA